AUGACUUCAACAAAAUUAAAAUCCGAUGUUGAUCAACUUGAUGAUUUAGUUAAAGAUUUACUUACUGAAGUAAAUCGUCCAAUUAGUGAUACUAAUAAUCAUCGAUAUAUGUAUCAACGUCAUUCAAAUAAUGAUUUGUCAAAUUCAAGAGUAUCAUCAUCAUCAACAUUAGCUAAUCAACAACGUUAUGAUUUUGAUAAUCCACAUAGCUCAAAAACAGUUCGUGAAGAACGUAUACGUAUUAAACGUGGACCUGCUAAUAAUGAAAUUCCUAUAACAACAACAUCAUCAUCAAUGGAAACAAAAACUACAACAACGGCGGCAAAACCACAAGCAACAACAACAGCAGCAACAUCAUCAAUUGAUGAACAUCUUAUUGAUUCAUUAUUAGAAAGUGUUCAAAAUACUUUAAAAAAACGUGCACAACGAAAUCAAUCAAAUUGGUCAACAGAUAUACCUAUUAAUAAUCGACGAACUUAUAGUUCAAGUGCUUCUUACAAUACCGACUCGGUUCAUCGGAUGGAUCUAAAUCGAGGUCGAUUUCCAAUAAAACUUAAUCGAACUGAUAGUCCAACAAGUACAUUAUCAUCAAGGAAAAAUUAUAAUCGACAUGAUUCUCGAGAUGGUUAUAUAUCAGGAUCAACUAGUACACUUCCGACACAUUUUCGUGCAACAUCAGAACCACCACCUGAUGGACCCAUUGAAUUACGUCGUAUGGAUUUAAUUCGUUCUCCUUCACGUACAUAUAUUAAUUCACAUACACCAAAUGAAUAUUAUCAUUAUCCACGUUCAACAUUACCAUCAAGUAGUAUCCGUGUACGUGGUCAUGAUUAUACUGGUUAUGAUACUGAUACAGGUCUGAUGACAUCUCGUGCUUAUGGUCCACGAUAUUAUCGUGUUCCACCACCUCCACCACCACAACCACAAUCGAUCUAUCCUUAUUAUUAUCAACAACAUCAUCAGGAAAAUCAUCGUCCGACGUUUCGUCCAGAUGGUUAUGAUACAGAUAGUGGUUUAAUCAGUAGUGGUCGAUUACGUAUGACACGUACAUUAUCACCACGUAUGGCUGUUAUACCUGAAACUGUUGUUGUUAAUAAUCGAAUGUCAUCAGCAACAAAUCUAAAUCAAGUACCAGCUGAUUUACGUGGUAGUGCAUUUUUAAAUCAAGCACAUCGUUCACAAAAUUUAACUGGUUAUGAAACAGAUUCUAGUGUGAAUACACGACAAUAUAUAAAUGAAUAUCGACAAAUACCUGUUGAUGUGCAAUUUGGUGAUAGUGGAUGGGUAGGAAAUCAAACAAUGUCAAGAUCAAAUUCACAACAACAAAGAUUUAAUGAUUAUAAUCAAAGUUAUCGUCAAGCACAAGAUCAUUAUCGUGGUGCAUCAAUACCUGUUUACACUCAGCAUUCUGAACAACAACAUCAUCAACAACAAAAGAGAAAAACCAGUGUAACAUCAUCGCCAUCAUUAUCUACGAUUGAUACAUCUAAAAAAGAUAUAUCAAUACUACCAGCUUUAUUUCCAGGCUCAGUUGGUUUAUCAAAUCCAUUGAGUGGUGGUCAUAAACCUCAACCACAGCAACAACCACCACCACAACAACAACAACAGCAACAACAACAAAUAUCUGAGUCUGAAGUAGCACGUAAAAUUUCAAAUGAUAAUGUUACGAAUCGAUCAGCUAGACCACAUGGUGUUGUUCUCGAAAGUACUGUAAUACCACCAUCUGUCGAUUCUGUUGUAGCAAAUACAGAAAUAGUUUCGACUACAUCAGAAGCUAUUGCAAAUGCAAAUGUAAAUAGUCAAACACCAAAAAUCUCAUCACCAACACCUACUUUUCCAGUAAUUAAUCAAUCUUUUAACGCCAAUGUUCAAUCACGUGUAGGAAAUAGUUCAAUUCGGAAUACAGAUGAAAAUUCACAACGAUCAAGUGUUUCUUCACCUGCAGAAUCUGAUGUACUUCGUAAUGGUGCUUAUCAAGCGCAUAAUGUUAGUCAAUUUUGGUAUAAAGAAAAACUGUCGCGUGAAGAUGCGAUUAAUUUACUUAAAACAAAAACGCCAGGGACAUUUCUUAUUCGUGAUAGUCAAGGUUUUCCAGGUUCUUAUGGUCUAGCUGUUAAAGUUGAUAAAUUACCAUCGGGUAUUCAACCUAAACCAGGUGCUGAUCCAAAUGCUGAACUUGUUCGACAUUAUCUCAUUGAACGAACACAAACUGGACAUGUUCGAUUGAAAGGUUGUCCUAAUGAACCUGAUUUUGCAAAUCUAUCAGCAUUAGUAUAUCAACACACAUUAGCCUCACUUGCCUUACCAAUAAAACUUGUUUUACCAACUGUUGAUAUUGCGGAAGAUUAUCGUCCGAUAACAAAUCAACAACAACAAGAAACAAAAAAAAUGUCUGUGAAAGAUUUACUUGAAAAAGGAGCUGCUUGUAAUGUUGUUUAUUUAAAUAAUGUUGAUGUUGAAUCACUAUCCGGUCAAAUGGCUGUAGCUAAAGCAUUACGUAGCACAUUUGAUAAUGCUGAACGUUUACAAGCUACUAUUGUUAAUUUUAAAGUUUCAAAUACGGGUAUUACAUUAACCGAUACAAAGAAAAAAAUAUUUUCACGACGUCAUUUUCCAAAAGAAUAUGUAACAUAUUGUGGUGCUGAUUAUGAAACAGAUCGCUUUUGGACAUGUCAAUAUAAUGAUCUUGAAAUGUUACCACGAGCAAAAUGUUUUGGUUUUGUAUCAAAGAAAAUCAAUGGUGCAAAAACUUCUCAACCAGAAAAUGAAUGUCACAUAUUUGCUGAACUUGAUAUAUCACAACCAUCAACAGCUAUUGUUAAUUUUGUAUCAAAAGUUAUGAUUGGAAGUGUACCUGUUUAA
Molecule: messenger RNA, 2862 nt
Organism: Adineta steineri
Lineage: Eukaryota; Metazoa; Rotifera; Eurotatoria; Adinetida; Adinetidae
Source: the annotation of a GenBank genome assembly